GCGAAGUCACGAUCAGCGAUAAAUCUCGACGCGCUGGCCGAAUUUCGAAGUCGAAUAUCUCUGGCCGAAGAUCUCUGAAUCUGUUCCCACGAGUUUUGUUUAGGUUUAUUUAGUUCACGGUGUUUUCCGUUUAGAUAUCGAUUUGAAUAUUUGAAUUUAGAACCUUGGCUGCAAUGAAGAUGAAAUUUUCUCUACUCUUGAACUUGACGUAUAUGUAGCUUGGUUUGUUUUCUUUUGAAUAAAAUUACAUCGCAUUGCAGCUACAAAUACCUUGUUUACAACUUGAAUUUAAGGCUAACAAAACAUUUCAUCUUCAAGCCAUAACGUAACCAACUUGAACAUUAAGCUUUUCUUUCCUUUUCCUUGUUUCAUUGAUGUAAAUAAAGUAAGUUAGCAGUUAUUCAUCAUGAGCAAGCAAGAAGACCAGGCUUCGAGAUUCCCGCUGGAUAUGACGAAAGAAAUACGAACGACUAAACAAGAUCGAACCAACGCAAAACGAAAAUUUACGAGAAAAACUAUUGGUUUUCAUGACAUGAUCGAAAACGAUUGCCCAUUUAUUGCUAUUAAGGAUAAAUUCGAAGAUAUCAAAGAUGCAUAUCGGCAAGUUUAAAAAUGCAAUGAUCUGGUCAACGCUGCGAUAAACGAAACGGGACCACACCAUUUAAUAGACAAAUUAUUAGAUGAAUGUGAUGAAUAUAUGAUGGGUGUUGAGGCAAGCAUGGAUGAAAUUCGAACAAAAUUUGCCAUCAAGACAAAGGCUGAAAACGUUAAAAUUUCAGAAAUUCACGUUAAACCUUUAGAUGCACCGCGUUUCUCGGGAAAUAUCAGACAAUAUACAAGUUUCAAGCAGGAUUAUCUUCGACUAAUGACCAAACAGUUCGGUAAGGAUUCUUAUGCACUUCGACAAUGCUUGUCAGGAGCUGCGCUGGAGACAGUGAAAGGCGUAGAAGAUGAUUACGAAGAGAUGUUUCGGAGGUUAGAUCUAAAAUAUGGAGAGACGAGAAAAUUAGUCGAUUCGAUUAUACUUGAUAUCAAAAGACUGAAGCCCAUUCCAGAAGGCGAAAACAAAAGGUUUGUUUCCAUGGUAGAAGUGGUAGAGCGCAGUUGGAUGGAACUUCAAAGAUUGGGCAUGUCUCAAGAAAUGGACACGACCACAAUGGUCACCAUGGUCGAAAAAUUACUGCCAAGAACUCAAAAGCGGGAAUGGGUAACAAAAAUGGAAGAACUGAAAAACAGCAGUGAAAAUUGUGAUUCUACCUUUCGUACUUUACUAUCCUAUUUAAUACAAGAAAAAAGGGUCAUCGAAUAUAUGGACGACGACGUCCGAACUUAUACCGGUACAAAUUCAAAAUAUGUAAAUCCAGCAAUAAAUAGUCUUCAAGUCGAUUCGAGCGACUCGAUAUCUGCCGAUACGAAUUUCGAUACGACAACCGAUGCAUCGCAAACAGAUGUUGUGAAAAUAUGCAACCAAAUUCAAAACAUGACUGACCGAAUGGAAACUCUGUUAAAAAACCCAAGCACGAGGAAAUUUACAGGUAGCAAAAAGAAGAAUAACAUAGAUAUCGAGAAUAGUCGCUGCUGGAUCCACAAAACGGAUUUUCACUCAAUUUUCAAAUGCAACGCUUUCCUCAAUUCCACUCGCGAAGACAAAUUGUGUACUCUACGACAAAAUGGAGCAUGCUUCAAUUGUCUUCAACAGGGACAUAUAGCCUCAUCAUGCCCAUACGAAAAUCAAUGUGAAAAACGGAAUCAUUUGAAUGAAAAAUGUGGAAAACGUCACCACUCGUGUCUGCAUUUUGAACGGCCUCCAAACGAAAACAACGCGUCCAUACAUUCAACUAGAAAUAACAAGCGAAAAUCAAUGCUCGCGGUGAGCGGUGUUAUUUGCAAGGACAAACGGCUGACAGUGUUAUGGGAUUCAGGCGCCAAUAUAUCUUUGAUUACACAUAAGGCUGCAUCCCGGUUAAAUUUAUGCAGUGAAGAAGUUGAACUUUCAAUUACAAAAGUGGGAAACCAGGUACAAGCCUUCAACACGAAACGAUAUAUUGUUCCUCUUAUAGACACGGACGAUAAAUGCUGGCAGGUCCAUGCAUAUGGUAUCGAAGACAUUACGUCUGACAUCGAGCAAUGUGAUCUGUCUUCCUUGUCAUCAAUUUUUAACGAACCAAAGGUGCAAGAAAUCGAAAGGCCGCACGGAAGAGUUGACAUGCUGAUCGGCAUCGACUGCUGUGUGCUGAUGCCAGACGUAGUCGAAACGGUGGGCAGUCUACAGCUUCUUAAAAAUCAGUUUGGUUACUGUAUUCGCGGUUGCUACGAUCCAAUGGAUAGUACUUCAACGCCCAAGACACAAUCAGUGGAUAUUGGUUGCGGGAUAGUCGUGUCCGAUAUUAGCAAUAUGAGAGCCGAAUCAAUGACAAGCUUAACACAGAAAUUAGACGAGUAUUUUGUCAUUGAAAAUCUUGGCACACAUUGUACACCACGCUGCGGCGGAUACAAAUGCGGCAAAUGUGCAAUGGGUAGUAGCAGUUACACCUUGCAAGAGGAACGAGAACUGACGCUCAUUAAGAAUGGCUUAACAUAUGACCCGGAGCAACGCAAAUUUACCGUUCAUUAUCCCUGGAUCAGGGAUCCGAUGAAACUUCCCAACAAUGUUAAGGCCGCUGAAGCAAAAUUAAGAGCCACUGAAAGAAGGCUGAUCAAGAUUGGCGCUCCACACGCAGAAGCAUACAAUGAUCAAAUGCAAGACAUGCUUAGACGACAGGUAGCCAGAAAAUUGUCGGAGAAGGAAAUAGCAAGUUAUGAAGGACCGGUUCAUUAUUUGCAUCACCACGAAAUACUCAGGCCAGAUUCUGCGUCGACUCCAUUGAGGAUUGUAUUCAAUUCCUCAGCGUCUUUUAUGGGCCAUGUCCUCAACGACUAUUGGGCGAAAGGUCCGGAUGUGAUAAAUAACCUACUGGGUAUUUUGCUGCGUUUUAGAGAAGAACAGGUUGGAUUGGUUGCUGAUAUAAGCAAAAUGUAUAACUCCAUCAAACUGGCUGAAAUGGACCAACAUGUACAUCGCUUCUUGUGGCGCAAUAUGGACAUCCAUCAAGAACCUGACCAUCAUAUCUUAUUAGCUGUUGCGUUUGGAGAUAGACCCAGCGGAACUAUCUCAAUGGUUGCUCUAAAAUCAAUCGCCGAAAUGCACAGAGACGAAUCAGAAGAAGCUGCUGAAAUGAUAAUCAAGAACAGUUACGUUGAUGACUUGAUUCAAUCAGUUCCAAGCGUGGAGAUGGCACUGCACUUAGCUGAAAACGUGCAAAAUAUACUGCACAAGGGAGGUUUUGAGAUCAAACACUGGAUAAUGUCCGGAGAUGAUACUGGGGGCAUCUGUCCCAGCAUCCAAAUCUUAAGCAUUGACAAAGAGAAGAUACUCGGCAUGUGUUGGGUACCAAAGGGCGAUCACUUUUUGUUCCAAGUCAGAAUAAACUUUUCUGUGUCGAAGUGGAACAAAGUGUCAGCCACUCCCGAUUUAACAGAAUCGAACAUCGAUGCUAUUUUCCCUUUACGGCUUACCCGGCGAAUGGUAUUGAGCCAGGCGGCACGCCUAUACGAUCCAUUCGGGUUGAUCAUACCAGUUACGUUGAAAGGAAAAAUUCUCUUGCGAAAUUUGGUCACACGACAGAGAACUGAAAAUCAAGACGGCUCUUCAGCGAUUGGAUGGGAUGAUCCUAUAUCAGAUCAAGACAGGAUGGAUUGGAAGUUCUUUUUUCUGGAACUACUCAAGUUGCAAGAUGUGACAUUCUCUCGUUGUUUGAACCAAAGGAAGCGAAAGGAGACCCAAUAUUAAUCAUAUUUUCGGAUGCCAGUAUGCAUGCCUACGGGGCAUGCGCCUACGCCCGAUGGGAGCUCGAAACGGGCCACUUUGAGGCUCGACUCAUCGCAGCAAAAAAUCGGAUAGCUCCAACAAGACAGCUGACUGUUCCUCGAUUGGAGCUUUGUGGGGCAGUUCUUGGAUGCCGACUACGAGAAGCCAUUCAGAAGGAAAUGAAUUACAAGUACGAAAAAGUAUUUCACAUUGUCGACUCAGCGAUAGUGCGAACGCAAAUUCAAAAGGAGUCAUACGGUUUUGGAUCAUUUGUUGCGACAAGAAUAGCAGAAAUACAAAAUAAGUCCGAUCCCAAUGAAUGGUGGUGGAUCGGCACAGGCGAUAAUCCUGCCGACAUGGUGACCAGAAUUGCCAGCCCGACACAAAUCGGGGCCAAUUCUAUUUGGCAGCGAGGACCGCAAUUCUUCGAUCUUCCGGUAGAGAAGUGGCCGAUCAGCCAAGAGUUUCACCAACAGGAGAAUGAGUUACCAGAUAGAAUACGAGUACACAUUGCGCAAGGAAAACAAGGAGAUGACGCGGGCGAUGUCAGCGGGUCGAUAAAUUUGGACAAUUUCAACAGUUACGUCAAGUUACUGCGAGUUACUGCUCGCAUUAGUCAAUGCGCAGAAGAAAAAAACUUUGAAGGCGAUAGGACGACCACUGACGGCCCAACAGCUGUCGGAUGCUGAAAUACUAUGGAUCAAACAGGCUCAAAAACAGUUGUUAGAAAUAGACUGGAAAGCCCGAUUUAAACGAUUGGGACCAAGCCUAAAUGAUAUAGGCAUGAUUGUCGUUGGACAGAGAAUGUCAAAAUGGCUCAAGGAAAACUGGAACACGGAUUCAUUCAUUCUCCUGCCCAGUGAUCAUCGGUUCACGAAGCUUUACAUCCUUCACGUGCACAAUGAAACUCAUGCUGGCGUUGAAGCAACUUUGGCUGCAGUUCAAAGUAAAUUUUGGGUACCAGGAUCGCGCAGAAUCAUUGAUAGCAUAGUAUCUGCGUUAUUCUCGGUUUUGUCGAAGAAAGAAUA
Amphibalanus amphitrite is the source of this 4875-nucleotide messenger RNA. RefSeq lists its product as uncharacterized. Bases 698 to 3829 code for a protein of 1043 amino acids. Gene Ontology annotation, molecular function: nucleic acid binding; zinc ion binding. The transcript has 2 exons. The record is from RefSeq and is a predicted model, not a curated record. NCBI's taxonomy places the organism in Eukaryota, Metazoa, Arthropoda, Thecostraca, Balanomorpha, Balanidae.